GGCGGGCCGGGCCGGCCGACUGCGGUCUGUUGGGCAGGCGGGGAGGGGGCGCUUUUCUGCCGCGGCCAUCGACCCCUGGGCAAAACAGGGCGCUGCGAGUCCCGCCGGCCUUGCCCCUGCUGCCCCGCGCAGGCUCCCCAGGGGGCGAGCGGGGGCGAGGAAAGCCUUCUCCUUGGCAUAAAGAUGGCUUUGCCCCGGUGGAGGGUUCCGCCUGCAGCGCUCUUAUUUCUCCUGCUGCAUCUGUGGAUUCCAGGCCCGGGGAUUUCCCAGAAAGAGCCCUGUCAGACUUGCCGGGAUCUUACCAGCAACUUCAACAAGGGUCUGGAGCGGACACAGCGAGAGAACUUCGGGGGCGGGAACACAGCCUGGGAAGAAGAGAAGCUUGCAAAAUAUGCAAACAGCGAGACCCGCCUGCUGGAGGUGCUGGAGGGUGCGUGCACCGCAUCGGACUUUGCCUGUCACCAGCUGCUGGAGAAGAGCGAGGAGCAUAUCGAGCACUGGUGGUUCCAUGAGCAGCAGAAGCAUCCUGACUUUUUCCAAUGGCUCUGCAUGGACACAAUGAAAGUCUGCUGUUCCCCUGGCACCUAUGGGCCUGAUUGCCACCCCUGCCCCGGGGGUACCCAGAAGCCCUGCAGUGGGUACGGGCAGUGUGACGGUGAUGGCACACGCGGGGGCACUGGCCUGUGCAUGUGCCAGACGGGCUACGGGGGCCCCUUCUGUUCUGAGUGUGGAGAUGGCUACUAUGAAGCAGCUCGCAACGACAGCCACCUGGUAUGUGCGGAGUGCUACCGGGCCUGUGGACGCUGCUCCGGCCCCGAAGACUCAAGUUGUCUCCGCUGUAAGAGGGGUUGGAUGUUGCACGAUCGCAGGUGCAUUGACAUAGAUGAAUGUGGCACGGACAUGGCACACUACUGUGCCAAGGCAUGCAUCGGUUGCAUGGGUGCUGGGCCUUCCCGCUGCAAGAAGUGCAACAAGGGCUAUCGGCGUGAUGGAGUCAAGUGCCUAGAUGUGGACGAGUGUGCUGGCGAAACCGAGGAACCCGUCUGCACUGGUGCCAACGAGGUCUGUGAGAACAUAGAGGGCAGCUACCGGUGUGUUUGCGCAGAGGGACAUGUGCGCAAAGAGGGACUCUGUGUGGAGGACAAGCCCCCAGAUGCUCCUGAGAAGGGCUUCUUUGACGACAUCACAGACGACGAGGUGGUCGUGCUGCAGCAGAUGUUCUUUGGCGCCAUCAUCUGUGCCCUUGCCACGCUAGCGGCCAAAGGAGACAUGGUCUUUACUGCCAUCUUUAUUGGCGCCGUGGCUGCCAUGGCCGGCUACUGGCUGUCGGAGCGGAGCGAUCGUGUGCUCGAUGGCUUCAUCAAAGGCAGAUAGUGUGUUGCAAACAAAAUGAACGUUCCUCUUCUUUUGCUUCCUUCCUCAGAGAGCCAGGUGGUGGGCAGGAACUCUGGACCUGCCUGUACCCCGGCAGAUCCAGAAGAAAGAGAUGGAAAGGCCCAUCUUGUAUCCCAAUCUGGGCAGAGGGGAAGCCACAGGCCUGCAUGGUGUGCGAAGGCAGGAAUGGCCUCCCAGUUGUACAUGAAGAGAGGAGAAUUCCUGACAGGAAUUAGCAUGGAAUGAGCAUCCCCUAAAGCUGCGUGAGGCCUUACCCAGGUCUCUGUUAGUGGGCCACGAGAAUGCUCUCUUUGAUUGCCCCGUCUUUGUAUGAGAGGGAUGAUCACAAACGCGUUCCUACCCAUGAGCUUUGAAUCUUCACAUGUUGGUCAACUACUGUUGGCUGAGGGUGGAUCGCUUCGAAAGAAAACUUGAGCUGGGUGGGCUUGGAAUUGCUCCCUGCUGGCUCUUUGAGGGGCUGUCCCUUGGGCUCAGAGCCGAUCUACGCAUCUUGUGGAACGAGGUGGUCAGUGGCAGUGGGGAAAUUUUAGAUCGUACUACUCAAAGCUGCCAGUGGGGGUGUUGUAUUUUUGAAUUAUCUCCCCCUUCUUAAAACAUGGUGAACUAGCAGGAAGUGCUACAUACAGUGAAGGUUUUUUAAGGCAGGGGAACAUUCAGAAAUAGAUACACCCCCCUCUCUGGUCUGACUGGGAACUGCCUCCUCUGCCUACUGCCUUGCUGUGUAGAACAGCUCUGAAUCGGCCACUGGUGGCGUGUGGGAUAGAGGAAGCCUUGCGGGCAUGCAUGACCAUCCCUCGCCCCUUUGCAUCCGUCCGCUCACGGCACUGUUUGUCCAUCCAUAUCUCAGGAAAAUUAAAGGUAUCUGUACACAAA
Gekko japonicus is the source of this 2268-nucleotide messenger RNA. RefSeq names its product cysteine rich with EGF-like domains 1 (gene CRELD1). The transcript has 11 exons. Lineage: Eukaryota; Metazoa; Chordata; Lepidosauria; Squamata; Gekkonidae. Gene Ontology annotation, molecular function: calcium ion binding. The record is from RefSeq and is a predicted model, not a curated record. Bases 184 to 1374 code for a protein of 396 amino acids.